AUGGCUAAGGACUCGGAAUGUGGAGCCAUCUCAUUACAAGUUGGUGUAACCGCAAAUAACCUCUCUCCCUCCCUCUCUCUCUCUCUCUGCCCCGCUGAUUUUGGCGGCACUGAAAGCGCCACCUUCUCCUCCUCUCCAUAUCCAUCGCUCCCCACGAUUUCAUCUCUCUCUCUCUGUCAAUCCCGUCAACGUUGUUUCAGCGCCGAAUCUCCCCCACGAUUCCUUCUUGCUCGGAGAUCUUCACUUCGCUAUAACCGUGCGAGGAAACACAGAGCACGCCCGAGACUUAGGCAGAGAAAACUUGAGACAGAACAGAAGGAUGGAGUACGGCGACGACUCCGACGUUGUCUCCCUCCUGUGCCAAGAGGACGAAGCCGCCUUCCUCCUCGUCUCCCACGACGACGACGACCGCCCCGCCGGAGGGGCGCCGACCAGGCGCCGGCGGUGGAGACCAUUACCCAGUUCUUCUUCGCCGUCGGCGACGAGGACGAGUACAUCCAGAGGCUCGUCCGGCGAGAGACCCGGGACCCUCCGUUCUCGCUCCGCUGCUCCUCCGCCGCCUCCGCCGCCACCCCGCGCAGCCUCUGGCUCGAGCGCGCUCGCACCAGCGCCAUCGAUUGGAUUUUCGAUAGGAGGGAAUCGUUCGGAUUUCACUUGCACACUGCCUAUCUGUCCAUCACUUACUUCGAUCGGUUUCUUGCAAUCCGCUCCAUAGCCGACGGGAAGUUGUGGGCCGUCCGACUGCUGUCGCUGGCGUGCUUGCUUCUGGCGGCGAAGAUGGAGGAGUACAGAGUCCCUGCGAUAUCAGAUUUCCAAGCUCAAGAUUUCGUUUUCGAGGGUGAAAUAAUACAGAACACCGAGCUCCUGAUCUUGAAAACACUCGAGUGGAAAUUGGGUUCGAUCACUCCCUUCUCUUAUCUGCACUAUUUAGUCCUUAAAUUCCACGGCCAAUCCAGAGAGAGGGAGUUCUUCAAUGCCAUGGAGCUCGUUCUUGCGCUAUCAAAAGAGAUUAAUUUGGUGGAUUAUAGGCCAUCUGUUAUUGCUGCUGCUGCCGUACUAUCGUCAUCUUCUGAUGCUGAGUUGAGUAGAAAAGCAAUGGAACUUAAAACAAGUAGAAUCUCAUUAUGGGAUUCUCAAGAUAAUGAGCAUAUAUUCGUCUGUUACAACCUUCUUCAGGGAAUAAUGAAGCAGGAAAAACUCAAGACCCCGCCAAAAAUUUCUCACAGAGAUGUUCUGAGGAGUGUUUCAUCAUCUUUAACCUAUGCCAGUGGUGGCAUCAAGAGGAGGCUUCCAUUCAUUGACAGUGAUCAGAACUGCCCUGUGAAGAAAAAGACCAGAAGGCAAUAGUUUCCUGUGAUAUUGAGCUAGGUUCUUGCUUUGGGGGAUGAUGAUUACAGGUCUAAUGAGUGUUUAAAAGUCCCAAAUUCAGUAGCAUGAGUGGAUUUGAUGACCUGGGGGUCUUCAUUUUCCAAUACCCACAAAAAGAGAAAAAGAAGAAUAUUCUUCAGCCAGUGAAAGCCAAGCGGCUGGAGGAGAAAACAGUAUAUAAUUAAAAAAAGAUUGAAACUUUUUCACGGAGGGAGAGAGAGAGAGAGAGAGAGAGAGAGAAGCAAGAAGAUGACAUGAAGUUCAGUACAGAGACCAAGGGAGUGGGAGAAAGAAGCAUCAGCCAAUUAAUCCCAAUCUUGUCUAUAUUCAUGCUAGAAAUAGCAGCUUCCUUAAAAUGCUGCUAUUUGCUUCAAUGCCCACUUUGGCAUUUUGUUUCAUUUUCGAUUUUGUUUACCGUGAAAUUUGUUUGGUCGGUAGUGAUUUGUGUUAGUGAAAAACCCUAGCAAAGUCCCUACCUUUUGAUGGGAGCUUGGGAUGCUUCCUUGUGUCUUUCAAAAGGCUGAAGGCCACGAGGGAAUGUGUUGUUUGUUUUUGCUUGAUUUGACACAUUUGUAUUGCGUUUGGGCCAAUAAAAAAGCAUGAGAUA
This is a messenger RNA of Eucalyptus grandis, 1975 nucleotides long. RefSeq names its product cyclin-D5-1. The record is from RefSeq and is a predicted model, not a curated record. Gene Ontology annotation, cellular component: cyclin-dependent protein kinase holoenzyme complex; nucleus; cytoplasm. The transcript has 6 exons. Lineage: Eukaryota; Viridiplantae; Streptophyta; Magnoliopsida; Myrtales; Myrtaceae. Bases 1 to 1347 code for a protein of 448 amino acids. Gene Ontology annotation, molecular function: cyclin-dependent protein serine/threonine kinase regulator activity. Gene Ontology annotation, biological process: regulation of cyclin-dependent protein serine/threonine kinase activity; mitotic cell cycle phase transition.